Messenger RNA from Fusarium venenatum, 813 nucleotides. RefSeq lists its product as uncharacterized. The record is from RefSeq and is a predicted model, not a curated record. Lineage: Eukaryota; Fungi; Ascomycota; Sordariomycetes; Hypocreales; Nectriaceae.
AUGCAUUUCUCAACCACUUUUGCGGCACUUGUUGCCCUUUCCGGCUUCACCUCUGCCGAGCCCAACGGCUGGUCCAAGACCAAAGAAGCCGAGGAUAGCCCUUCAAAGCUCGACGACUGCGGCUGCUGGCCCAUCUACCAGGCCAUGCUCAAGUGUCAGAAGCUCAAGUUCCCUGAGGAGUCAGCCGAGGAUUGUGUUUGCAUUCCCAACCCCGACGGCUGGUACGGCUCCAUGGACGGCUGCCGCACUUGUCUCUCGUCCAACACAAACGAAGACUUCUUUGAUAACAUGGCCAAGCUCGUUACACAGCUCUUUGUCUCUUGUACCAACGCCGGUGGCGCUGUCUACAGUGAUGGCAACAGCAUUUGCGCCAGCAACUCUUUCCGAGAGGCCUGUGUUUCGCUUGGUACUGAUGGAAAGGCUAGUUGGGCUAGCUUUGAGCAGGGCGAUACUACUGGCAAUGGCACCUAUGUCCUGGACAUUGAGGAAUAUGGUGCCAAGAAGGAUGCCUCCACUUCAGUGACGACUGCAAAGAAUGCUGAAAAGACAACAGCUGCAUCUGCAGCUACUGAUUCUGCCGAUUCUACCGAGACCGAGACAGAGGCCACUGAUUCCACCAAGACUGAUGCCGAGACCAAGACCACAAGUGUUGGAGCGGCUGCUACUACUGGCACCUCUGAAGCUGCUUCUGCAGCUCAAACUCCUGCUGCUUCAGACACCACAACACCAUCUUCAGCUAUGAAGCUUGCUGGUGCUCAAGCUGGGGCAAUGGGGCUUGUUGUCGCUGUCGUCAUUGGAGCUGGAUUGCUUUAA